AUGGGGACCAUGUCCAUGACCCUGGUCUUGGCCUGUUUGGCCGUCACUUCUGCAGCCUCGGAGGGAGGCCCCAAGGCUCCGGGACAGAGAGAACUGAGGCCACAGCACCUAGCCGAGCACCUUCAAGAAGUUGGCUAUGCGGCACCCCCCUCCCCACCCCAGACCCGACCCCUCCCCGUGGACAACCCCAACACAGCUCAGCAGGACCCUCAAUUUGAGGGGCAGAGGGAAGGUAGGGAGAGUCCCCGUCCCCUCGCCUUGCCCUGUCUAGAAGAAGGGACCAACUGCUCAUACCUUCCCUUUUCAGUGCAGCCCCCUCCCUCCCAGGAAGCGGUUCCUGCCCAGAAGGAAGAGCUGCCCCCGCGCCAGGUCCCUGGUGAAAGGAAAGUGGAUCACCCUCUCCCCCACGAAGCCAUCCCCAUUCAGGAACAGCUGCCCCCGCGCCCGCUCCCUAUAGAACAAAAAGAAGAAAAGCCAGCUCCCUUCCUGGGCCAGGGCCACCCAGAGCCUGAGUCUUGGAGUUCAGCCCAGCAAUGUCAACAAGGUCCACCCCAAGGGGGCUGGGGCCGCGGGCUAGACGGCUUCCCCCCUGGGCGACCUUCUCCAGACAAUCUGAACCAGAUCUGCCUCCCUGGCCGUCAGCAUGUGGUGUAUGGGCCCUGGAACCUGCCCCAGACUGGCUACUCCCACCUCAGUCGCCAGGGUGAAGCCCUCAAUUUGCUGGAGGCCGGAUAUUCCCGCUGCUGCUGCCGCCACAGCAGCCUCAGCCGCCUGGACUGUGCAAAACUUGUGUGGGAGGACGCAAUGACCCGGUUCUGUGAGGCCGAGUUCUCGGUCAAGACCCGACCCUACUCGUGCUGCACACAGCAGGGGGAGGCUCGAUUCUCCUGCUUCCAGGAGGAAGCUCCCCGGCCGCACUACCAGCUGCGGGCCUGUCCUAGCCAACAGCCCGGUGUUUCCUCGGGCCCCGAGCUGCCUUUUCCCCCGGGGUUGCCCACCGCGGACAAUGUCAGGAAUAUCUGUCUCCUGAGACGUUUCCAGUCUGUGCCACGCAACCUCCGAGCCACCGGCCACGCUGAGAGGCAGCUGCAGGCUCUGAGCCAGCUGGAACAGGAAUUCCAGCGUUGCUGCCACCAGGGACACAACCACAUCUGCACACGGAAGGCCUGGGAGGAUGUCCUUGAUGGAUACUGCGCCAAGGAGCAGGCUACAAAGACCCACGGACACCCCUGUUGCCGCCACGCCCCUAGCCCUGCCCGCAAUGAGUGCUUUGCCCGUCAGGCUCCCCACCCGAACUACGACCGGGACAUCUUGACUGUUAACAUCGGCCAAGUCACCCCCAACCUCAUGGGCCAUAUCUGUGGAAACGGAAAAUUUCUCACCAAGCAUGAACAGAUUCCUGGACUGAUCCAGAAUAUGACUGCCCGGUGCUGUGACCUGCCAUUUCCAGAGCAGGCCUGCUGUGUGGAGAAGGAAAAAUCAACCUUUGUUGAGAACCUGUGUGGUUCCCAACGUAACUCCUGGAGGGACCCUGCCCUCUGCUGUGACCUGAGUCGUGGGGACCAACAGAGCAACUGCUUCAACAUCCAUUAUCUGAGGAAUGUGGCUUUAGUGGCUGGAGACAUUGGUGCCGAGAGCCAAGGGGAGCAGGACCCAACUCAGGAAACAAAUACCAGCCCCACCCUAGAGCCCAAAGAAGAGUGA
Messenger RNA from Trichechus manatus latirostris (Florida manatee), 1704 nucleotides. It is a transcript of the gene ECM1, whose product is annotated as extracellular matrix protein 1. The coding region runs from base 1 to 1704 and encodes 567 amino acids. The transcript has 10 exons. NCBI's taxonomy places the organism in Eukaryota, Metazoa, Chordata, Mammalia, Sirenia, Trichechidae. The record is from RefSeq and is a predicted model, not a curated record. Gene Ontology annotation, cellular component: extracellular region. Gene Ontology annotation, biological process: signal transduction; regulation of bone mineralization.